Molecule: messenger RNA, 582 nt
Organism: Penicillium brasilianum
Lineage: Eukaryota; Fungi; Ascomycota; Eurotiomycetes; Eurotiales; Aspergillaceae
Source: the annotation of a GenBank genome assembly
AUGGGAAGAGAGGGGGGGUAUCCUCUGGAUUCCGUUGGACUGCGCAUGCCGGAUGUUAAUAUGAAAAUUGAUGGCAGUGGUGAGAUUUGUAUCAAGUCGCCCGUUCUGUUUAAAAAAUACAUAUCCCCUCAUCCAGAUGCCACAAAUAACGCCUUUGUUCAGAGGGUUUCUUUAAAACGGGAGAUCUUGGAAGAAUUGAAGAUGACGUCGUAUACCUCCUCGGACGAGCGUCUCAAGAUGUUAUCCGAUACUAUUUAUGGAGGAUAUAUGCGCCCGAAGUCGAGAUCGCGCUCUCCCAGAUCGACGACAUUGCCUAUGCGAUUGUCCUUGGCGUCGAAGACUCGGACUGUGGACAGCGUGCUGCUGCAGUGGUGGUAUAUCGGCAACAAGAUCAGACAGGUCGUUGGCAGUUUCGCUGAGAUUCCCGUUACGGAGGCAGGGAAGCCGAUAAAGAAUAAGAUUCGAGAACUGUAUUUCAGUCAAAUGGCGAUCGAGAGUGGUGAAGUAAACGUUUGGACCUCGGAACCGCCAGAAAGUAGCAUUGGAGCUAGGCCGUUUGAUUGGGGUGGGCUGCAGCGUUAA